This is a messenger RNA of Chaetomium globosum CBS 148.51, 516 nucleotides long. RefSeq lists its product as uncharacterized. The transcript is spliced from 3 exons. Lineage: Eukaryota; Fungi; Ascomycota; Sordariomycetes; Sordariales; Chaetomiaceae. The coding region runs from base 1 to 516 and encodes 171 amino acids. The record is from RefSeq and is a predicted model, not a curated record.
AUGGGUUCGAACACGUCCAAGCCCUCAAAUCCGGCGCCACAUGUGUGGAGGGGCUCCUCCCAAGCCGGGGUGUCGCAAAGCCUAGUUGAAUCUCUCGAGACUAGCAACGAGACCGACGUCUCGCGUCUCCAAGCCCUCGAACUCCAUAUCCAAGAACGCGUCGCCGCCGAGCUGAAGCGCCUCCGCGCCCAGGAAUCCGAGACCCUACGCGAGGCGCAACAAAAACUCUCGGCCGGACCCGCUACCGACCAGCAAGGGAGCGAGCACCAGCAGCAGCAGCUCGCUGGCCCCAGCCGGCAGGAAGUUUCCAAGGCUAUCGGAGACUUGCGCGCCAAGCUCGAGGAGAGGAAAAAGGUGCGCCAGGUGCCUGAGACUUUGGAGAAGGCGCGGGACGAGGUGGUGCGGUGCCUACGUGAGAAUGACCGGCGGCCACUGGAUUGCUGGCGCGAAGUGGAGGCUUUCAAGGAGGAGGUUAGGAGGCUGGAGAAAGGAUGGGUUGACAAAGUGAUCAGCUAG